Heterotrigona itama is the source of this 250-nucleotide messenger RNA. NCBI's taxonomy places the organism in Eukaryota, Metazoa, Arthropoda, Insecta, Hymenoptera, Apidae. The record is from the annotation of a GenBank genome assembly.
AUGACUGUUGGUCGUUUGUUUUUGACGCUUGAACAGAUCGUAGGUAGAAGAAAAGUUAGAUACAGCAAAGAACAUCUUUGGAGAUCAUCGUGGGAUGCGUCACAGCAUUUGGGAAAAUUUCAGACAACAGCACGAGGAGAGCUCUGUGUGUCUAAAAAGAUCCAAGAAGAGCUCUCCCAACGUGCGGAGGACGGCCAUUGUGGAGGUUUUAGUCGGUAAAGAUCCGACCACUACCUGGGUCUUCCCUUAA